Monascus purpureus is the source of this 3562-nucleotide messenger RNA. The record is from the annotation of a GenBank genome assembly. NCBI's taxonomy places the organism in Eukaryota, Fungi, Ascomycota, Eurotiomycetes, Eurotiales, Aspergillaceae.
GAAAACCGACGUUGUCGGAGUUACGUUACGUUACUUUGUGUCGAUUUCUGCCUCAGGCUGUCAACAUAGCAUUCAAUCUGAAUACAGACUCCUCACCUGCGACCAGAUAUACUUAGUGGUGCUUUUCAAGCACCACUACGUCAUUUCGCCUUAUCUGCGCAGCGGCAAUCCAACUUGUCCCUCUGCCUCCAUUCGCCUGCCAACAACAUCUCGACAACUACGGAGUAUUAGCCAGAGAGAAAUGGAGUAGCUGCCAAUGCGAGGCGCAUGCUCCUGGAUCUAGCAUCCGGACAACAUAAUCUUGCUCAAACCAGCGCGCUUGAUACUGCUGUUUGCGCGCAAUGGAGAGCUCUGGCAAUGUGUUGCAUCCCCGAGAGGCUCCAGAAGAAACAGUCUCUGGUGAUCAAGGCUCAUCCAGAACCGCUUCAGUCUCCGAUCGUGGAAUUUCCAGACCAUCGCCAAAUCUAACGGUUGAAAGCUCAGAGCAGCUCCCUUCAGCGAUCGGUAAUGGCACAGCCACCGAGCAAUCGGAUACAAUCCCGCCAGAAGUUAGCGAGCAACAAAAAGUCUUCGAAUCCGCUACACCAACUGCAGCAUUCCCUCGAUCGCCGUAUAGUGUGCCCCUCUCCCCACGGGUUCACAUUAGUGACGAUGAUGGGGAAGACGAAGAUCCACGUGUUGCGACAUCCUUCGAACGUGAUGCAUGGUCAACAUCAGCACGGAAAGAUCCACGGGCGUAUCUCGAUCAUGACUGGGAAGACGGUUUCAGACGCAUACACAAGCUGUCAUUGUACGAGACCGCGACUCGAUUUUAUAUUGUUGGCACGGACAUGUCGGAUACGCAGUUCAGGAUUUUGAAGAUCGAUCGCACUUCGGAAGCUGACGAAUUAAAUAUCACCGAGGAUGGUAUUGUUUACACAAAAGGGGAGAUGAGUCAGUUGCUGGAUGCUAUUGAUGACGGGAACAAGAGCUCAGGGGGGCUGACGCUCAGGUGCAGUGCCUGGGCCUUGCUUGGUUUCAUCCGCUUCACCGGUGCAUACUACAUGUUGCUCGUUACGAAAAGGAGCCAGGUGGCCCUGCUCGGGGGCCAUUAUGUCUAUCAGAUUGAUGGAACAGAACUGAUCUCGUUGACGCCCUCCGCGUCCUCCCGAACUAAGCAAUCAGAGAAGAACCCAGAGGAAGCGAGGUAUAUCGCUAUUCUCAACAACCUCGACCUGUCGCGGUCGUUCUAUUUCAGCUAUGCCUACGACAUCACGCGUACGCUCCAGCAUAAUAUUUGCCGGGAGCGCAAGGCUUACCAGGACGGGAUUCGAAAACCUCUCAAAGAGGACUAUAACACGAUGUUCAUAUGGAAUCACCAUCUUUUGGACCCUGCCGUUGCCAAAUUAAAGAAUCCCUACGACUGGUGUCUUCCUAUCAUACACGGCUAUGUUGACCAGGCCAACAUUUGCGUGUAUGGGAGAUUGGUAUAUAUUACCAUCAUAGCUCGACGGUCUCGGUUUUUCGCCGGUGCACGAUUUUUAAAACGAGGCGCAAAUGACCUUGGAUAUGUUGCCAACGAUGUCGAGACUGAGCAGAUCGUCUCGGAAAUGAUGACGACCUCGUUCCAUUCUGCCGGUCCAAGUCUUUAUGCCAAUCCUCGUUACACAUCAUAUGUACAACAUCGCGGGAGCAUUCCUUUGUAUUGGACUCAGGAAAACACUGGUGUCACUCCCAAGCCGGACAUUGAGUUGAACUUGAUCGAUCCGUUUUAUUCUGCGGCAGCACUGCACUUUGACAAUUUGUUCGAGAGGUAUGGUGCACCAAUCUAUGUGUUGAAUCUGAUCAAGGUGAGAGAGCGAACGCCGCGUGAGUCAAAAUUGUUGAAAGAGUUUACCAAUGCUGUCAAUUAUCUUAAUCAAUUUCUACCGGAGGACAAGAAGAUUAUCUACAAGUCCUGGGAUAUGAGUCGAGCAUCUAAAAGCCGGGAUCAGGAUGUGAUUGGGACGCUGGAAAAUAUUGCAGGCGAGAUCAUUCCAAAGACUGGCUUAUUUAGAAAUGGCGACGAUGCAGCGUCCGGCUUACAACUGCAGAACGGUGUUGCGAGAACUAAUUGUAUCGACUGCCUUGAUCGUACCAAUGCUGCACAAUUCGUGAUUGGAAAACGUGCUCUCGGCCAUCAGCUUCACGCUCUGGGCAUCAUCGAUGGAACAACAGUCGAAUAUGAUAGUGAUGCCGUUAAUCUAUUUACGAAUAUGUGGCACGACCACGGAGAUUCGAUUGCCAUUCAGUACGGAGGUUCACACCUUGUCAAUACCAUGGAGACAUACCGCAAAAUCAAUCAGUGGAGUAGCCAAUCGAGAGAUAUGGUGGAGAGCUUCAAGCGAUAUUACAACAACUCCUUUCUUGAUGCUCAGCGUCAAGAGGCAUACAAUCUAUUUCUUGGUAAUUAUAUUUUCUCUCUUGGACAGCCUAUGCUCUGGGAUCUCUCCACGGACUAUUACCUCCAUCACGCCAAUCCCAGACAUUGGGCUAAGAUGAAGAAGCCCAACUACAUACGUUGGUAUACGCCGGAAUAUUUGAGGGAGAGAGAGAUGCCCCCACGGCCUCAAUAUCCAAAGGAACCUUUAUCUCAUAUCGACGACUACUGGCUUGAAUAUUACAGACCGUUGGCCGUGACAUCCUUUUCCAAGGUCUUCUCGUUCAAGAUGAACUCAACCCUCCAAUACCUCCCAACCCACGGCGGGCUAUAUGACUUUAGUCCGUUCGUCCCUCGGGUUCAGCACGAAAACGUAAGCCGAGAACGACAUCACCCUCGAAGCGUCAAGAUCCAAGAACCGCCUGAUAGCAUGAGUUAUCACUAUAACAGCUCACGGCAGGAGGCUCCUACGUCUAUUUAUGCUCCACCCGCCGCACCAGAAAUGCCGAAUCGGACAAAAAAUGGCUGGCUUAAUCUCCCACCACCAGCGGGUAUCAGGAAAGAAACGGCGAUAUCUGGAAAGACAGAACAGGGAAAUGAUAAGAUACCUUUGAUGCAUUCACCUGCAGAAACAAAAGUACUGAGUAAAGCCCAGCUCGCUCAAUGGGCUCUCGGUCAACUGGUGGCUGACUCUCUUAACCCAUCCGUCACCGCUGCCGAGGCAGAGGAGUAUGAACGCUACGUCAACCAUCCUCUCAAGGUUCCGCUGGUCGUUACGUCUGAGGACGAAAUUACCGCCGCGGCCAUCCGCGAGCAAGGCUCCAAUCUCGAUCUUCUCGAAUACCUCAACAGCUGCAAAGUCCAGGAGAACAGUCUCGAGUUGACGGCCGAGGAGAACGUAGAGGACUAUAUCGAGUUCUUGAAUGUUUCCGAUGAAGGUCUGACGGUUGUCGCAGAGGAUUACUCUAAGAAACGGUAUAAACGCUAUCGGCAAUGGUUGAGGGGGAAGAGUUUGUUUAAACAGUGGAUUGACUCGUGAUGUUCAUGUGCAGUCCAUUCUUGUUUGGAAUGUAGAUAGAUACCCCUAUAUGUCUUGAAUGUAUCUGUUCGCAUGUUUAUUCUUCCUCCAAUUAAGCCGGGAAAAGCGGAAGAAGAGAUAGUAAG